GACUUGCUGCUGGCGGCCAGGCUGGGGAAGGCUCUGCUGGAGAGGAACCAGGACAUGAGCCGGCAGUACGAGAGGAUGCACAAGGAGCUCACCGACAAGCUGGAGCAUCUAGAGCAAGAGAAACAUGAAUUAAGACGAAGAUUUGAAAACAGAGAAGGAGAAUGGGAAGGAAGGGUGUCAGAGUUAGAAAGCGAUGUGAAACAGCUACAGGAUGAGCUGGAGAGACAGCAGGUUCACCUUCGUGAAGCAGAUCGAGAGAAAGCACGUGCCGUCCAGGAAUUAUCUGAACAGAACCAAAGACUCUUGGAUCAGCUCAGCAGG
Molecule: messenger RNA, 321 nt
Organism: Alligator sinensis (Chinese alligator)
Lineage: Eukaryota; Metazoa; Chordata; Crocodylia; Alligatoridae
Product: BICD family-like cargo adapter 1
Exons: 2
Biological process (GO): vesicle transport along microtubule; Golgi to secretory granule transport
Source: RefSeq, a predicted model, not a curated record